AUGACAACCGACGGUCUCUCAGCGGCAAAGCUCGCCAUCUACCUCGUUCUUCUCCAACCAGCUCUCUUCUGUCUAUGGAAGCACGGAAAAACUGGAUUCCUGGGCUGGCUCUUUGUCCAAUUGUUCUGCGUCCUCCGCAUCGCCACUGGCGGCAUUGGUCUUCACGGAAACCAGAAGGGCGAGGCAGCUGUGAUUCUCAACAGCAUAGGCCUCUCGCCUUUGCUUCUUGCAAUCUCAGGCAUCUUACACGAAGCUCGACGAGCGGUGAAUCCUCGUCUCAAUCGAAGACUUGACAUACUGCUGGAAGUCAAGUACCAUGCCCUAGUCCAAUUGGGAAUGAUCUUAAUCAUUUUGGCCCUCGUAAAACUUAUGAAUGGCGAUCCGGUGUCGAAAAGCAAGACUUUGCUCAAUAUUGGCUCGGCCCUUUCUUGCAUCGCCUGGGGCCUUUUAACGCUGUGGGCAGUGUGGUCGAAUUAUAUGGUUCGCGAGUAUUCUUCAUAUUCCAGCAUGCAGACUGUCGACAAUGGUAAAAUUCUGCUCAAGGGAGUCUUUAUCGCACUCCCCUUUGUUGGAAUCCGCCUCGUUUACGGUGUUGUGUUUCUCCAUUUGCAAACAACACAUCCGGACUCUGGAUUUCUCACGUCCAAGGCUGUUCAGAUUUGUUUGAGCUUCAUACCCGAGCUGAUAUGCAUCAACAGUCUUAUCGUGGUUGGUGUCAUCACUCGCUCGCUACGACCAGACUUGAAGAAACGGGACGAGGAGGCAGUCAGACUGGUAUCUGGUCAGGAGAAUGAGCUUCAACAGAACACUGAAUACAAGUGA
Molecule: messenger RNA, 822 nt
Organism: Trichoderma virens Gv29-8
Lineage: Eukaryota; Fungi; Ascomycota; Sordariomycetes; Hypocreales; Hypocreaceae
Exons: 3
Coding region: 1-822 (273 amino acids)
Source: RefSeq, a predicted model, not a curated record